Thunnus maccoyii (southern bluefin tuna) is the source of this 7943-nucleotide messenger RNA. RefSeq names its product peptidylglycine alpha-amidating monooxygenase (gene pam). Gene Ontology annotation, biological process: peptide metabolic process. The transcript is spliced from 24 exons. The record is from RefSeq and is a predicted model, not a curated record. Bases 840 to 3560 code for a protein of 906 amino acids. Gene Ontology annotation, molecular function: copper ion binding; peptidylglycine monooxygenase activity; protein binding. Lineage: Eukaryota; Metazoa; Chordata; Actinopteri; Scombriformes; Scombridae. Gene Ontology annotation, cellular component: extracellular region; membrane.
AAUGACCCCACAGAGGUUAAAUACCUGGGUUUCCUUGGUUUUUGUGGUCUUAAGGACCAGAUUAUUGCCUGAACCUCACUCAACCAGAUGUUGAACCUCCUCUGUAGUGUCUCUUCACUGUCAGAUAAAUCCUACUAUAGUGGUGACUUAAGCAAACUUCACUGCAGUGUUAGAGGAGUGGAUGGGGGUGCAGUCAUGUGUGAAGAGAAUGAAGAGGGCUUGACUAAACGCACAGCCCUGCUGUGCACCUGUGUUCAGGAUUAGGGUCGAAGAUGUGUGGUUGCCCAUUCUGACAUUUUGUGGUCUGUUAACGAAGAAGUGGCUAAUCCCAGGUUGUUGAGUUUGUCUACCAGUUUAUGGAAGAUUAUAGUAUUGAAAGGACUAAGAACCAAAGUCAAUGAAUAGCAUCCUGACAUAUGUGUUUGAAGUGCGAUUGAGACUGCAUCCUCUGUAGAUCUGUUUCCUCAAUAAGCAAUCUGGUAGCUGUCCUAAUCAGUGGGGAUGAUGGCCUUGAUGUGAGAAAUUACAAGCCUCUCAAAGCACUUCAUAACUGGUGUUAAGGCAACUGGGUGAUGGUCAUAAAGGCUUUUAACUGCUGUCUUUUUGGGUGGAUUUUAAGACAGGUGGGGACUAUAGUCUGUUUUAUGAAGAGGUUAAAGAUGGUGGUGAACACCCCUGCUAGUUGGUCAGCACAUGACUUCAGUGUGUGGCCUGUCACCUUGUCUGGUUCUGUUGCUUUGGUGAUCUCUACUUUCGUCAGAGUGGAUCUCACCUGGUGGCGCUGUAGGACGAGUACAUGCUCCACCUUGGGCGGUUUCAUAUGAGCUCUCACUCUGCUGAUGUCGGACACUUACCUGUGCAUGGCAUUUCCUGUGCCAACUAGUCGUGAUGCAUUUAUUGUGGACUUUAUACCUCAUGCCAGUAUGGACACAGUCCAUCACAUGCUGCUGUUUGGCUGCCAGACUCCAUUCUCCACUAGCAACUACUGGGACUGCGGCAGUGUACAGGGCACUUGUGAGGAUGAAGCCUCCAUUAUGUAUGCCUGGGCUCAGAAUGCACCACCCACUAAAUUACCCAAAGAUGUUGGCUUUAAAGUUGGAAGAAAUUCAGGCAUGUCCUACUUUGUACUGCAGAUCCAUUAUGGAGAUGUCAGUGCUUUCAGAGACCAUCAUAGAGAUUGCUCAGGACUUACCUUAAAAAUGACAUCCAAACCGCAGCCAUUCAUUGCUGGCAUAUACCUGCUCAUGUCUGUGGACACAGUUAUCCUUCCAGGAAAAAGAGUUACAAACGCAGACAUUGGCUGUGAUUACACUUCAUAUCCCUUCUACCCGUUUGCCUUCAGGACCCACACACACCACCUUGGGAAAGUGGUCAGCGGCUACAGGAUCCGAGAUGGGAAGUGGAGCCUGAUUGGGAGACAAUCUCCUCAGCUACCACAGGCUUUCUAUCCUGCUAACAAGGAAGUAAAUGUGAAGUAUGGUGACAUCAUUGCAGCCAGAUGUGUGUUUACUGGUGAGGGCAGAAUCUCCAAAACAUAUAUUGGUGGUACCUCCGAUGAUGAAAUGUGCAACUUCUAUAUAAUGUACUAUAUGGACAGCAAGCAUGCGAUCCCCUACAUGAACUGUAUGGAGACCGGCUCCAAAGAGCUAUUUGAGCAUAUUCCAGCUGAGGCCAAUGUUCCCAUUGCUAUCAGUCCAGGUCAUAUGAACUCAAUGAUGCAUAUGGGACACUCAACAGAUCAUCAAGAUAACAGAUCACUGAUGGAUACAAACAAAGGAGGGCAGGCUCUGGAUCAGGGUGACCUCUAUUCUCUUAUGUCCAAGCUGCUAGGACAAGAGAGCAAGGACAUAGUUCACAUUCAUAAAUACAACCCCAGCGAGAUGAAGAGAGUGAAGGCUGAGUUGGUGACUCAGAUUCAUAGCUCAAUGCAAGAGAAAGACCUGGGCUCUCCCAGUGCCAGACUAGCCUUCCAAAUAAGGAAGAAUCCUGUUUUGGUGAGGGACAGAGUCCACAAAUUCCAUCAGCUUGAAGCUACAGUCAAGCCGCCAAGAAGCAAGCUGCUAUCUGAAGGACAAGACUACCAUCUGGAGCAGGUCUCAGCGUGGCCACAGAGUUCUCUCCAGCUGGGUCAGGUAUCAGGACUUGCCCUUGACUCAGAUUCUAAUUUGGUAAUUUUCCACAGAGGUGACCACCACUGGGGGACAGACUCUUUUAACAGCCAGGCUAGAUACCAGCAGAGGUCCCUUGGUCCUAUUCAGCAGUCUACUAUUUUGGUUGUGAACCCCACCAAUGGCAACAUCCUGAAGGCUUCUGGCAGAAACUUGUUUUACUUGCCACAUGGAAUAACUACAGACAAGGAGAAUAAUUACUGGGUUACUGAUGUGGCUCUUCAUCAGGUGUUAAAAGUGAGCAGUGACGGCAGAGACAGAACCUUGCUGGCACUGGGAGAAGCUUUCACACCAGGAAGUGACAACAACCACUUCUGCCAGCCCACUGAUGUGGCUGUUGACACUGACACUGGGAACAUCUUUGUGUCUGAUGGCUACUGCAAUGCCAGGAUACUGAAGUUCUCUUCUGAUGGCAGAUACUUGUCUGAGUGGGGUGCAGGCUCAUCAGACAGGAGGAGGCGCAUACCAUUCCGGAUUCCCCACAGCCUGGUCUUCCUUCCUGAUAGACAGGAAGUGUGUGUGGCUGACAGGGAGAAUGGACGAAUCCAGUGCUUCAUAGCUGAAACUGGAGAGUUUGUCAAGGAAAUAAAGAAAGAGGAGUUUGGAGGGGAGGUGUUUGCCAUCACUUACAGUCCUGCCGGGGGCUUAAUCUUUGCAGUAAAUGGGAAAUCUCUGUAUGGCCAUUCAGCUCCACUCAGAGGGUUUGCAAUAAAUUAUUCAACCAAGGAUGUUUUGGAUACCUUCAUCCCAGAAAAAAAGGAGUUUGAAAUGCCUCAUGACAUAGUUGAAACCAGGGACGGCAGUGUCUUCGUUGGGGAUGCAGGCAGCAAAUCAGUCUUCAAGUUUACCACUGAGAAGGCACAUCGCUCUGUCAAGAAGGCUGGAAUCGAGGUUCAAGAACUUGAAGAAAUGGAGACCUUUGUCAAAACUAAGGUGAGGCCGGAGCCUAACAUGUCGAAGACAGCAGCCAUCCAACAGAAGCAAACUGUCUCUCAACAGUCUCAACCACAGGGAGAGGCAGAAGAGGAGAAGAAGAGUGGACCAAAGCCAAACAAAGAACAAGGUGUACUCCCAGCCAUCAUCACUACCCUUCUGCUCAUCCCUCUGUUGCUGGUCAUCUCCAUAGGAGUCUUUAUCUGCUGGAGGAAAAACAACCAACAUGAGGUGAAAACUGAAUCCAGCGCUGUGGGAGGGAUUUUGGGAAAAAUAAGAGGUAAAGCAGUGGGCAGUCUGAACCUUGGGAACUUCUUUGCGUCCCAUAAGGGUUACAGUCGUCAGGGCUUUGACCAGCUGAGUACUGAAGGCAGCGACCAGGAGAGGAAUGACGAGGAGAGCAGCGACUCAGAGAAUGAAGAAUACUCUGUUCUGCCACCUCCUCGAUCCUCCCCUUAGACGCUCAGGGGCUGGUCACCAACCUUCUGCUUACGUUGCCAGGAUGUAUGAGUGUAACUGUUGUGUUAGCUGCCAAUCUUAUUGUUUAUAUAUUUAAGUAUAUACUGUACAUAGAAAUUAUUUGGUAUGAUUAAGACAAUUUAUUUAAUCUUAAUUUAAUUUACCCGUGGUCUUGAAACAGCAUUGAUGACAGGAUGACACAUACACAAAGAUUUGUUUUCCCAAAAUCAAACUUCUCUGCCAAUGGGCAGAGAUAAUUCUACUUUUUAUUUCUUCCAUUUUUCCUUGUUUCAUGAGUUUUCUUUAAAUGAAAUUGAAAUGAAUGAAAUGAGGAACUGAGGAAAAUUCUAUGAAAUUCUUGGAAUGAAUUGUUUUGUCUUGGAAACAGGUAAAACAAAUCUAAACCUAUUCCUGGAUUUUUAUUUUAACUUGUAAGAAAAAAAGUUUUUGAAAAAACUGGGGGAAUUUCUAUGACUGAAAUGUGGUAUUUCACUGUUGGUCAGUUGAUGUUGUCAUUGGUUUGUACUCAAAGCAAACCUUUUGUUUUUUAAACCUUAAGGGCUCUAUUUUAGUGGCAGCGCUAAGACUAACACAAGCAAUGCUGCAACAGUUGGUAUUUUCCUUACUGUGACUUGCUUUGCCUAUCUGUUUGCCCGUCGCAGAGGUGGGAGAAGUGCAAACAAAUGGAAGCGCAAAGAGGGUUCUUUGAAUUUUGGGAGAAAUUGGGUCUUAGACCAUGCCUGUUUGUGGGGCAAAGUCAAUUCACUGCCAAUUUGUUGAUUCUGUCAACAAGAGCAAACUAAACACUUGGAGAUAAUGUGAAUCAAUAAUGAAACAAUCCCCAAAAUGCAAAAAAAAUCAUUUUAAUUAAAUACUCUCUGACAGGUAGAUGCAUAUAUGGCAUAAAAAACAUUUAAUGUGGUUGAAGCAGGAGCAUCAUUAAAUCAGUGCACAAUCAACAGAUGUAAGAUAUCCUCACCUGUACUUUACUGUUAGAAGUUAGAUAGCAUUAUCAUCUGUCCUGUUUCUGUAAACAAAUGUGUACUCAUUGUAACAUUAGAGCCUGCAGGAAACAAAUAGGCUGUACAUGUCUGCAUGUUUAGUGACAGAGAUGCCAAGACAAACUACAGCCUGCAUGUUUAACUGGGCAAUGCUGCUACGUCUAUUUGCUAGCAUUAGCAAUAGCUAUGUAGUGCUAAAACAUUACAGUUCUUAAGGUUACAACAUUAGCAGUACUACUGAGCGGGCAGCUUCUUGUCAGAUGGAAAUUCAUGAAAACAUAAAUUAGCCUUUUUCCGUUUGUUGUUAGAGCAGUUUGUAACCGUGCAGUGACAUUAGCGGCUCCAUCACACCAAUGACACAAGCUGUCAAUCACUUGUUAGGUGGCCUAUGGGCACUAAGCCCACCCCCACGUCAAAACAGGAUCAUCAGCGAGAAAAAAGAGCAAACUGAACUGAGAGCAAAACUGAGGACUGAGAGCAAACAAGGAAAAGACAUGUAAAAACACAGAAACAGUCCGAAUGGAAAUCAGUUACUUAAUACAAUAAUUAGAGAAUACAUGAUUACAUAAUUGCUGCUUUGGUUGCAAGUGUCUUAUUUCUUGUUUAUUUCUGGUUUUUACUUACAGGAUUUUUUGUAAGGUUUUGGGUACAUAUUCAGGAUUUAGAGAAUUUAUGUUUUUGAUUUAUGAUAUGUUUUUCAUGUUUACAUUCAGCUGACCUUGUUUAGACCCCAUACAGAUAUGUUGCAAAAUCUGCAACCUCUGAUUGUGCUGUACCAGAGCACAUAGCCAUUCAUUUUACACACAUUUAAGACUGCUCAGUUUUACUCGUUUGCAUUGUUGGUUGUAUUCUCACUGUUGAUGAGGGAGACACCGGAUUAUCAGGACUCAUCAAUUCUAUGUGCCAUUAACAUCAUUUCCAACCUUAGAUACAGCAUAAUUAUGUCUGAAAUAGCACUGGACUGAUGUGAUCAUAUAAACUGAUUGACCAAUUUUUUUAUAUUACUUCUUUCUAUUGUUACUGUAGUAAUUAUCUAAACACCCCCACCAUCUGCCUCUGCUCCAUUCAGACAAAACUAGGAUUUCCUGAAAUAGGCAUGUCUCCAUUUGUUGAGCUAAUGUUGUCAUACUUCACUGUGAUUGGCUUAGGUGUUUCAGAGCUAUGAUACCAGAGAGGUGACUGGCUGAGAGUGUAUUUAUUAAUCACCACAGCCUCUGAUCUAUAUCCUUCUUCAUCUGCACUUUGCACUGCUGCACAUACAUGAACCAAAUAGUGGGUGUGCUUGGCCCCCGCAUAGUCUGUGAACUACCACUUUGCGCUGGUCGCUGUGCUUGCGCCAUCAAAAUAGGGUCCUAAGAAAAAAACAGGAAAUUGCUGUUGUCACCUGUUUAGCAAUUGACUGUUUGUUUUGAUUUUCAGCAUUUUGAUUCUGUUAAGCCUGGUUUUAACUUGGAUUUUGGGACACCAGAAGGAGACUUAAACUGAUUUUCAUUAGAUUUCAAUAUCAGAGUAAGAAUCAAAUUAAUCAAUGUUGCGAUUUUAUUGGGAUUUUAAGAAUGAGUAGUUUAACAGCACUAAUAUGCAGUAUACAGUCACCAAACACUUUUUGUCGACAUUGUGAGAAAGGUGAUAAUUCUUUGAGUGCAUUAUAUUAAAAAGUGUUCCUAAUAUUUUGCUGCACUCAUGUUUAUUAAUGGAGUGGACAAAUUUAGUGCUUGGUGAGUGUAUAUACAGUUUAAUUUUACUGGAAAAGUGCAUCCAUACUUGCAUAGAUCAAUUCCAUGUAAUGAUGUUAAACACAUAGCAUUAUUUCAACAUAAAUGUUUGGUCCAUGUUUCAGAUCAGUAACAUUUCACUUGUAAUUGUGUGCCUUUAUUUUGCCUUUCUUCAGCACAUGCCAUUACAAUAUGUACAAAGGGAUGAAAACAGCUGCUGUUAAUAGAGCUGCUACUAUAUAGAUUUUUUUUUCCUCCAUUCAAGUCAACAGGAAAAGUAUAUAAUACAUAUAUGUCUGUAUUUUUAUGUUUGUGUGUGCACUGUCAAUCAAACAUUGUUCAACAGCCAGGUCUCAAGCACUGUACCCAUUAAUACAUCAAACUCACUAUAAAUUCAAAUGGUUUGCUGUGAAUUGCAAGUAUACAAUUUUUAGCCAGUGGGAUAGAACAUGCAAAACAGCUGGUAUGGUCCUUUAAAUGUUUGUCUUCAUUAGGGCUGUCCCUAAGUGCAUCUCUGCAUUUGAAUGAAUCUUUAUCGGUGAUCUAAUCAUUUGUGUAUUGUGAACUAGGAUCGUCCCAGUCAUGUUUUCUCAACCCUCAUCCCAACCUGACUAUGAGUAUCUGAGUAUGAUCUGAUACUUUCAACUGAAAGACAUGGCUGUCCAGUGUAGACUCAAGCUACAACCUGAAAAUGAGAUAAUAUAGAUCUUUGAAUAAUUAAAUGCAUAUAUGGCACAUUAAAAUAAUAGAUGUAGCCUAAAUUUACCACGCCUUAUUUUUUACAAGCUUCUCAAUCCGAAUACUGGGAGUAUUAUACAUAGUUCCAAACUAUUAAAUUGAUCAGACCUCCUGAAAUUAACUUGAUGAGAGGAGACAUAUCUGUUGGAAUUUUUUAGUACAUACUGUACCCACACUUGCUGCAUGCCCAAUUGUACAGUGAUGUUACAGAGUGGAUGGUUCCUCCUCCACAGCAAUCUUUGGCUAAAAGUGAAAAGUUGCUCAGUGAAUGUUUUGUACAUUGUUCUUUGCAAAUAAGCAAGAGAGAGGAUAUCCUUAUUGUGGACCAUUGUGCACAGGUACAACAGCUCUCAAAGUCCCAUUCCAUUUCUGUCCUUACAACUUAGCACAAUGCUUGAGACUUAUGUUAUGAAUUGUAAUUCAUGAAUUGAAAUGAAUGAAUGGAAAAAUGAGAAUAUGAAAGUCUGAGAAUAGUGAUUCAGUGAAAUCUGGUGGCACCAAUGCAGUGCUCGAGUAGCUUGAAAAACAGUGCAACACUUAAUGUCACAUCAAUAAAGACACCUCAUAAAAAUACAAAGAGGAAACACAAAGAUUGUGGGAUGAAGUGUGUUGUUCAUCCUUUCAGAAUAUUCUGAAUUUUCAUUCCGUAUUCUCUGGUUUUAUUACAUUUAUUCGCUAUAGUUUCAUCCAGUGUUCUCAGACCUUCAUCAAAUAUAUCUUCUGUUCUGUUUCUGUCCAUAUUCUUAAGUUGCCAUAAAGUUUGAAUGAUUUAAAUGGAUGAUUUACUCAAUGGCAUGCCAUAGAAAUAGCUUUUCUGAUGUUAGAGUCACAUGUGGGCUAUCUGAUAUUUAUUGUGACACACUGGUUUUGCUGCAAAAGUACUAUUUUCAGUAACAAUGUUAUUUGUGUAAUAAAGUGUCUGCAAAGCA